AGGAAGGGACCAUUCCUAGCAGGAAGCGUCGUUAUUACUGCUUUUAUGGUUCAAGGAUCUGUAGCCUGUAGGAUUUUUAACGACGUGGGAAUUCACACUCCAGCCAUCUCCCCGAAAGGAGCGUUCCGAGCACGCCUGUGAGUCCAUUUAGUGGUACAGCACCUCAACACCAUGAAGCAGCGAGUGGUGGAGCCCUGGUGUGCCUUGGUCCUCUGUCUCCUCUGCUCACCCCCUACCUUGGCCAUCAAUGACUUCUUCACCUCCAUCGGCCAGAUGACAGACCUGCUUUUCACGGAAAAGGACCUGAUCACCUCGCUGAAGGACUAUAUCACAGCCGAGCAGAGCAAACUGGAGAGGGUCAAGAAGUGGGCGGAGAAGAUGGACGCCCUGUCGGUCACGGCCACCCAGGACCCAGAGGGCUUCCUGGGCCACCCGGUCAACGCCUUCAAGCUGAUGAAGAGACUCAACACUGAGUGGGCAGAGCUGGAGAGCCUGGUGCUGUCAGACAUGUCUGAAGGGUUCGUCUCCAACCUGACCAUCCAGAGGCAGCACUUCCCCAACGACGACGACCAGGUGGGUGCGGCCAAAGCUCUGAUGAGGCUGCAGGACACCUACAAGCUGGACACCAGCGUCAUGGCCAGCGGGGAUCUGCCAGGCACGUCCUCCAUGGGGCCGCUGAAGAGCAGGCUGACCGUGGACGACUGCUACGACCUUGGCAAGGUGGCGUACUCUGAGGCGGACUACUUCCACACAGAGCUGUGGAUGAGCCAGGCCCUGCAGCAGCUGGAGGGGGGCGAGGAGCCGGCCUCCGCCGCCGCCGACGCAGUCACCAUCCUGGACUACCUCAGCUACUCCAUCUACCAGCAGGGGGAGCUGGAGAGGGCGCUGGAGUACACCAGGCAGCUGCUCCGACUGGACUCCACGCACCAGCGGGCCAACGGGAACCUCAAGUACUUUGAGUACCAGCUGGACAAGCAGAAGAAGGUGGAGGAGGACGAGAAGAAGGAGGAGGACGACGAAGAGGGGACGGUGAGGGAGGAGGAGAAGACCAAGGGCGAGCGAGGCACGGCCGACUACCUGCCCGAGAGGAGGAAGUACGAGCAGCUGUGUCGGGGCGAGGGCAUCAAGAUGACUCCUCGGAGGCAGAGCCGCAUGUUUUGUCGUUACUUUGACAACAACCGCCACCCGAAGUUCGUGAUUGCUCCGGUGAAGGAGGAGGACGAGUGGGACCGCCCACACAUCCUGCGCUACCACGACAUCGUGUCGGACGCGGAGAUCGAGUUGGUCAAGCAGCUGGCCAAACCAAGACUACGUCGCGCCACCAUCUCCAACCCCAUAACUGGUGUUCUGGAGACUGCCCACUAUCGUAUCAGCAAGAGUGCCUGGUUGACCUCUUAUGAGCACAAAGUGGUGGACAAGAUCAACCAGAGGAUCGAAGACAUCACAGGCCUGGACGUCACCACUGCAGAGGAGCUUCAGGUGACUCGGUGGCAAAACUACGGCGUGGGAGGACAGUACGAGCCUCACUUCGACUUUGGCCGGAAAGAUGAGCCAGAUGCCUUCAAGGAGCUGGGCACGGGAAACCGCAUUGCCACCUGGCUCCUCUAUAUGAGUAACGUGUCCUCGGGAGGUGCCACCGUCUUCACAGACGUAGGAGCAGCUGUUUUGCCCAAAAAGGGCUCGGCUGUGUUCUGGUACAACCUCUUCCCCAGCGGAGAGGGAGACUACAGGACACGACACGCCGCCUGCCCCGUCCUGGUGGGCAACAAGUGGGUGUCCAACAAGUGGAUCCAUGAACGAGGACAGGAGUUCAGGAGACGAUGCCCCUUAGCUUGGCAGCGUAACACCACCUUCCCUGGGACUCCCGCUUCCUCGUCUCCUUCCCUUGUCCCAGCACCACCUUCUUUCCCCCCCCCCCCCCCCCCCCCCCCCCCCCCCCCCCCCCCCCAGCCUAGUGCCCCCAGCUAAGUGGAAAGCUGCGCAUGUGAUUUGACACAUUCAUUUUUAUCUGAAGUGUGAGGUGUGUGUGUGUGUGCGUGUGGUGGUCAUGUUGAUUUCUGUUACGGUAAAUAGGCGCGUGUGUGCGUGUGUGUGUGUGUGUGCGGUGUGUGUGUGUGUGUGUGUGUGUGUGUGUGUGUGUGUGGUGUGUGUGUGUGUGUGUGGGUGGUUUAUCUUCUGACCGCAUCUGUGCCUUUUUUUUGGUUGAGUUUUGCACUAUGCGUUCAUUAAACCCACACCCCUCCAGCUCCCAGCUCCCCUCCACCCAUUCCAAUACAACAAGAGUGUCAUCACGACUUACUGCUACUGUAGAACAAAUCCAGAAUCGAUAUACUAGGACGGCGCCCUCUACUGUCAAAUAUCACUGACCUUUGAGUUUUUGCAGAUAUUUUAUUCUUGUUAUUUGGUAACACUUAACAAUAAUGGCACAUCAAUUUACAUUAGUUAAUGCAGAAAUUAAGCAUUAUUAUAUAGCAUUACCAUAGGGGUAACUGUGUAAGGUUUAACCCUGACCCUAACCCCAUAAAACAAUGACUAAAUGAAUACCUUAGUUAAUUAUUCACCCUUACUGUUAAGUGUUGCCUGUUCUUUUUAAAUCCCUCAUCCAGUUGUUAUGAUUUCAUUUUCCUGGUUCAUCAUUGAUCAAUCCUAUGAACCCGGUUGUGCAAACACCACUCGUCUCCUCCCACUGUCACCUGACACGGGGAGUCCUCUCCUACUACACUGUCACGAUCGGGACCUUUUAACCUUUCUCAGCCUGCGUCAUCACACGAUCAUUAUCUCUCUCCCUCUCCCCCCUGUGUCUCUUGCUCCCUCCCCCUCGCCUCCUUUCUGCGAGUCAAGGUCACGCUUUCAUGUUGGCUGUUGCCAACCUCCUUUAGAAAGCAUAUGUGGGGAUGAGGGGAUAGACCCAUGAUAAAACAAUCGUUCAGUGCAAGAUUAUUAAUAAAUGGGUAUGACCACAUCUUGUCUUCCAGUCCCAUAUACUGGCUGCCCCCAGGUCAGAACAUUGUUCAAUACCUAAAUACUCUGUGUAUUUCAGCUCCACCAUGCCCCCUCUUUUCAACCAAUGGGGUCUGUGUCUGUCUUGAGGUCAUUCCCCUGUUCCAGGUCAACGAACCGAUAGACAUUGACACAUGACACUGCCAGGUCAUCAAAAACGGCUGACUAUAUAUAUAUAUCUUUUAUGUCUCUGCUACCUGUGUCUCUUGGCUUUUUCUUUUGACCCCCUUCUGCUUGCUUGGCGGUUGAAUCAGGAGUAAGACUUGACUGGGCUUGUAUUCAUGAUAAAAAAUACUUUUGUAAUAUUCCGGAUGUCCAUCUUUUCAGUGCAUGCAUGUCUAAUAAGUGCUUGUGGUGUUUUUGCUUUAAACUAUGAAAAUUUGAGACUGAAUCUUUCAUUUAGCCUCUAGAAGCUUUAAAUAGCAAGUAUCCUAAUUUUGGUUUAAAGAAAAAGGUUCAUGAUUUCUCAAAACACAAAAACAAAUGAGUAUUGUAAUAUGGAUGGAGGAUGGUAAAUCAAGUCAAUGUCUGCCAUGGUGAAAUCUGUAUAACAGAAUAUGCAGGUAACUUAAAUCACUUUGUUUGUCCAUUCAUGGAUCCUGAAGAGAGGUGAAGAAGUGUCCUUGUCCACCCCUUAUGUGAGCCCGCCAUGUAGUCACUCAAUACAACACAGAACCUCUCUACAUUGCUUGUAUGUCUGCAAGCUCUAGACAUGCAGCUCAGACGUUUCGAUUUUUUUAAAACGCAAAGAUGUGUGUAAACCUGUAUGCAAGUAUUUUAUGUGGGAUGCAUUGGCUAUUUGAUAAUUAAAUAAAUGUUAUUUCCUUUUAAGAAUCCAA
Molecule: messenger RNA, 3839 nt
Organism: Gadus morhua (Atlantic cod)
Lineage: Eukaryota; Metazoa; Chordata; Actinopteri; Gadiformes; Gadidae
Product: prolyl 4-hydroxylase subunit alpha-1
Exons: 15
Coding region: 172-1968 (598 amino acids)
Biological process (GO): peptidyl-proline hydroxylation to 4-hydroxy-L-proline
Cellular component (GO): endoplasmic reticulum
Molecular function (GO): protein binding; iron ion binding; procollagen-proline 4-dioxygenase activity
Source: RefSeq, a predicted model, not a curated record